This is a messenger RNA of Gilbertella persicaria, 1149 nucleotides long. RefSeq names its product glycoside hydrolase superfamily. NCBI's taxonomy places the organism in Eukaryota, Fungi, Mucoromycota, Mucoromycetes, Mucorales, Choanephoraceae. The record is from RefSeq and is a predicted model, not a curated record. Bases 1 to 1149 code for a protein of 382 amino acids. Gene Ontology annotation, molecular function: hydrolase activity, hydrolyzing O-glycosyl compounds. The transcript has 6 exons.
AUGGGGUUUGUGACCACAAAAGGUACUGAAUUUUACCGAGAUGGUAAAGUAUAUCUUAUCAAGAGUGCCAACUAUUGGCAAGGUAUGAAUUUGGGUGCUACAAAAGAAUAUGGUGGUGAUCGUGAACGUCUUGUGAAAGAACUUGAUCAAAUGAAAGCCAUGGGUGUCAACAAUCUGCGUGUCAUGGCUAGUUCUGAAGGACCGGAUGAUCAACCUUUUCGUAUGCGACCUAGUAUGCAACCUGCUCCUGGUCAAUACAAUGAACAUAUAUUUGAGGGAUUGGAUUAUUUGUUGCAUGAAAUGGGCAAAAGAGACAUGACUGCCGUGAUGACCUUGAAUAACUUUUGGCAUUGGAGUGGAGGUUUUGGACAAUAUAUUGCUUGGAUUACCAAUGAAACAAUCCCUUAUCCUUCUGAGGGUGAUUGGGAUACAUUUACAAAUUUUGGUAGACGUUUUUAUACGGAUGCUUCUGUUAGUGAUAAGGCCAACCGACUCUACAGAGAUCAUAUUCGCUGGCAAUUAGCGAAUGAACCUCAAUUGGGUACACCUGUGUGGUUUGAAGAGACAGCCAAAUUUAUCAAACAAGGUGCUUCUCAUCAACUUGUGUCUGCUGGUAUUGAAAGCAAGGUUAAUGUCACUGAUUUCAACAAUGCCCAUCGUCCUCGUUAUGUUGAUUAUUGUACUUGUCAUUGUUGGGUUGAAAACUGGGGAGAAUACAAUGCAAGUGAUCCCAGCAAAGCCAGCUUAGAAAAUGCUAAAAAGUUUGCCACUAACUUUAUCAAGACCCGUGGAGAAUGGGCUACCAGUGUCAAGAAACCUAUCAUCAUGGAAGAAUUUGGUAUGGCUCGUGAUGCUUGGCGCAAACCCUCUGAUCUAGACUACAAGUACUUGCCUUCAACACCCACAAGUCAUAAGGAUGAGUAUUAUGCUACUGUCUUUCGUCAGAUUGAACAGACACCUAUCUUUGCUGGUGAUGGGUUCUGGGCUUAUGGUGGUCUUGGUCGAUCUACUGAUCAACCCAAUGCGUUCAAUAUGACAUGGUUGGGAGACCCACCACACGAACCUAAAGGCUGGUAUAGUGUCUAUAAUAAUGACACCACUGUCGCUGUCAUUAAAGCACAUUUCGAACGAUUGGAUCAUAAAAUCUAA